GAAAUAGGUCACAUGAGCGAACAGAUCUCUUAAAUUUCGUAGAGAUGUGAUGUCGAAAGCCUAUAUCAUGGAAAUUGUAGAGCGUUCAAAUCCAACCAUGGUUAUUACCAAAGAAGAAGCUAUGAGAAACGGUAAUCACUAUGCGGAAGGUUACUUCCAUAGUCCGUUAGCAUUUAUUUUUCCUGAUUUGUUGCCUGGUAAUGUUGGGCAAGCUACAUGGCGUGGAAAAUUCUCGAAAGUAAAACAUGCUUUGGUAAUUCAUCUUGCUGGUACUGGAGAUCACACUUAUUUCAGACGUGAAUUCGGCUUCGCGAAUGACUUGAUGAAAAAUAACAUAAGCUCAAUUUUGCUACAGAACCCAUUCUACGGAUCCAGAAAACCACGGGAUCAAUUCAGAUCAAGUCUUAUUAACGUUUCCGACCUAUUUAUUAUGGGUGGUGCGUUGGUCGCAGAAUGUAAUUUUUUAUUGAAAUGGGCAAGAGAGCAAGGCUACUGGCCUGUAGGUUUGGCUGGUGUAUCAAUGGGUGGUCAUAUGGCUUGUCUGGCAUGUACAAACUCCCCAGAACCUAUUGCACUGGUACCUUGUCUUUCAUGGACUACAGCUUCAACUGUUUUUGUUCAGGGAACGUUGUCGAAAUCAGUUUCCUGGGAUGUGCUAACAAUGGAACUAUUGUCCAAACAGUUUCAAAACGGAAUUCGACAAAUACCAGAAUGUGAUUGGCUUGACAGAUGCUAUGAAAUGGGGAAGAAACUGGAUGAUGACUCACCUUUCAAUAUUGCGAAAUGUUUUAUGUAUGUGUUGAUGGAAGAAUUCACCAAUCUGCGCAAUUAUCCUGCUCCAAAGGACACCAGACUUGUAAAGAAUAUCAUUGCUGAAAAUGAUGGCUAUGUUAUCCGAGCUGGAGUGCCUACAAUGCAACAAGUUUGGCCUGGGACAACUGUGGAGGUAAUCAAAGGAAUGGGCCACGUAGAGGCAUAUCUAGCUAGUCACACAUUGUUCAGAAGCUGUAUCAGAGAAAUGCUACGAAAAAAUCAGGAACUUUAUAGCUGAACUAUGACAGGGUUGAAAAAAUUUUCUUGAGCCUCCUAUUGAUAGUACACUCCCAUAGGCUACAUUCAAUUUGUACGUGAGUCAUGUAUUUAGGUAAUGUCAUCGAAACCUCUUCACUGAUUUUUGCAUUUGAAUUUUUUGUAUGUCUUUUUACUGUUUUCACUAAGGAAAGUUAUAAUAUAGUGCCAAAAUAUAUUUCAACUAUGUGAAAUAGAAUGUUCUUUGACAAGCUAAUACAACUGGUCUCCUUCCGAAUGCAGCUCGCGGUUUAAAUGCUCAAUUAUUGCUUUUAAUUUACGUGUGGGUUCAGCUAAAUACAUGCCACUGUUUAACAGCAGCAAUUAAAAACUACUUGGUACCGUAAAGGUAAAUUGCUAUUAACAUAUUAAUAAAAUAAUGGUUAAUAUUUGUAUAAAACACAAAAUUAUGAAAAGUCC
Molecule: messenger RNA, 1488 nt
Organism: Loa loa (African eye worm)
Lineage: Eukaryota; Metazoa; Nematoda; Chromadorea; Rhabditida; Onchocercidae
Exons: 8
Coding region: 50-1051 (333 amino acids)
Source: RefSeq, a predicted model, not a curated record